CUCAGGUCACGUGACUCAAAGGGACCAAUGGAGGCAGGUUAUGGAAAGGGGAACAGUUAAAUUUGUAAUUUUGGUUGUGUGAAACACUUCUUUGGGCCUCAUAAACAACCACAGAACCACAAGUUGGGUACAGAGGCAGUCACACAAGAGCGGGUCUGGGAUAUUGGUCAGCAGGCAGGGCAAAUCGCUUUGACUGCAAACCACAGAGUUUCGUAGAGUGGUAGAAGAAAUCAUAUAUUCCUUCACUGUAAAGAGAAAGUGAGUUUUAAAGAGGAAACAAUGGCUUCAAACAGCGUAUUUGAUUCACUUCCUUCUUACCAGCACUUCUUGAGAGAUACCAGCACCAGCCGCCGCUUCACGCCGCCCUCCACCGCGCUGAGCCCGGGGAAGAUGAGCGAGCCGCUGCCGCUGCCCGGAGCCGAGCACAGCGGAGCGCUGGCCGGGAAGCUGCGCGCCGCCGACCGCAGCAUGGUGGAGGUCCUGGCGGACCACCCCGGGGAGCUGGUGCGCACCGACAGCCCCAACUUCCUGUGCUCCGUGCUGCCCACCCACUGGCGCUGCAACAAGACGCUGCCCAUCGCCUUCAAGGUGGUGGCUUUGGGAGAUGUACCCGAUGGGACCGUGGUCACGGUGAUGGCUGGGAACGACGAGAACUACUCUGCAGAGCUCCGAAACGCGACGGCUGCCAUGAAAAACCAAGUGGCAAGGUUCAACGACCUCAGAUUCGUGGGUAGGAGUGGAAGAGGGAAAAGCUUCACACUGACUAUCACUGUCUUCACAAACCCGCCCCAAGUAGCCACGUACCACAGAGCCAUCAAGAUAACGGUGGAUGGACCACGCGAACCCAGAAGACAUCGUCAGAAACUAGAUGAGCAGACAAAGCCCGGGAGCUUGUCCUUUUCAGAGCGCCUGAGUGAACUGGAGCAGUUGCGUCGUACGGCCAUGAGGGUCAGCCCACACCACCCAGCCCCCACACCCAACCCACGAGCCUCCUUGAACCACACCACUGCUUUUAACCCUCAGCCUCAGAGUCAGAUUCAGGACACGAGGCAAGUGCAGCCGUCCCCUCCAUGGUCCUACGACCAGUCCUACCAGUACCUGGGCUCCAUCGCGACUCCCUCGGUGCACCCUGCCACGCCAAUAUCGCCUGGCAGGGCCAGCGGCAUGACGUCCCUCACCGCAGAGCUUUCCAGCCGCCUCUCAGGUGCUUCUGACUUGACGGCAUUCAGUGACCCCAGAGUGGGGAUCGACCGCUCCUUCUCUGCACUCCCUUCCAUUUCUGAUCCUCGGAUGCAUUACCCGGGAGCGUUCACCUACACGCCAACACCCGUCAGUUCAGGGAUAGGGAUCGGUAUGUCUGCUAUGUCCACAGCCACCAGAUACCACACUUAUCUCCCACCUCCAUACCCUGGCUCCUCUCAGGCCCAAGGCAGCCCAUUCCAGACCAGUUCACCUUCGUACCACCUCUACUACGGAACCUCUGCCGGGUCCUAUCAAUUCUCCAUGAUCUCAGGAGGAGACCGGUCCCCCCCGCGCAUCCAUCCCCCUUGCACCAAUGCUUCCACAGGAUCGACACUCCUCAACCCCAACCUUCCUAACCAAAGUGAUGUGGUUGAGGCAGAAGGGAGCCACAGCAACUCCCCAACCAACAUGGGUACCACGGGAAGGCUAGAGGAAGCGGUUUGGAGGCCAUACUGAAUCCAUGUUAAGUAGUCGUGGGCCAGGACUAAUGUGCUUUCGAUGUACCGAUGCCUGUAGGUAUCCCAUAAACACCUGUCCUCUUAUGGGCCCUGCCAUGUUCAUACGUCACUUCCAGAAGCAAACUCUCCAGAAGUCAGCGGUCCCAGGAGCAGUGGCAUGAGUUGGGCCAGCUGCGGGGCUGGUGAAGCGAUGCCACGCCAGCAAGGUACCCUCCGGGGGCUGAGCUUCUGGAAAGGAGGACAUUCAGGUUGGUGGCCUGUAGGUAGUGAGGGUGGGUAGGAAGAUAUCCAGGCUGUUCCCAGACCUGUGGCUUUCAAACAUGCCCAGGUUUGAAGGUCUCCACAGCCCUAAAGAGAGUUUCGGUUCACUUCUGUUUUUAAGACUUAAGACCUAACAGAAACUUAAUGAGUUUACUGCAUCUUAUGGACAUAUUAACUAUAAGGAAGUAUAGGAAGAUUCCCAGAGGGAAACUGUGAAUGCUUCUGUUUUAGCAAUGCUGUGAAUGAGAGGUUUUAUAUGUUGGACUUCAGUUUUUCCUUUUUUGUUGUUGUUGUUUUAUGUGUGUGUGUUGUUUUUUUUUUUAAACCAUGUUGCAUAUUCCAAAGAAUAUGGAAUUUUUUUAUUGCUGGUUUGUUUUGGGUUUUGUUUUUUUGGUUUGGGUUUAUUUUUUAUUUUAUUUUAUUUUUUUUGAAGGAUGCAACUCGUCCUGCUUUGCAUCUGAUUUGUUUAAUUCCUCUUGGCACCUUAUACAAAAAAAUAACAAAAAAACAAAAAAAAAGAGAGAGAUUUUACUUUUUUUGUUGCAGUUUUACUCAACGCUUGCUUCUUUCUUGCUUUGUCAACUGAAAGAAUCGGCCCCUUUUUCAAUGAGUUAAUUUAACUUUUUUUUUCUCUUGGACUUUUUUUUUUUGUUUGUUUAAUACAAUGGCUACAGCCUUGGGUCAUUUUCAACUACUGUACUACUUUGAUGAUAUUUAUGCUUGAUAUUUAGACUUUUCUUAUUUGUUGAUACUUUUAUUAUUUAAAUAUGCCUAUAUUAAAAAAGAUCGGUAAUUGCCUUUUUUAGUAGCAGCCAAAGUCAAAUUUGUCACAUCGAAAAAGGCUGGAAUAACGAUGGGUAAAGGGACCUCCUAAUUACCUAGAAAUGUUGUUUACAAUUAUCUCCCUCUCAUUUUACUCAGCUAGGUGAGCCCAGAGCCUCACAGCUGUUUAGAUGCCCCACUCUCGCUGAAACAAUUGAGGCACCAGAGUCCUCGUGAAGGCACUCGGCCUUUCUCCCCAGUGGAGUCAUCUUUCCACACCCCUUCCUCAUUUUUCCAUAGUCACCAGAGGCAAUGCUCAGGAUCAGUACUCAGGAGGCACCUAUAUCAUAAUGCAGUCUUUUGUAUUCCCUCGACUGCAUAAGUCCCCAUACAGCCCUGUUCUGUGCUGAGCUUCCCCUGGCUUCCUAACAACUCAGAGUCUUCACAGUCUGUCAAAUCAAGAGCCAACACACAGCAUGGCAGGAGUGAAAUGAAGAGGACUGUGAUAGAAUCAGUGUGAGACUUGCUCCCAGCUCAAUGGAGCCAAGAUUUCUGUGCAGUACAAGAGCCAUGUUCGAGAGUACUGGAAAAGAAAUCAAUUCUUGCAUCACAAAAAUAGCUCAGACUGAACAGAGUCAAGUUCAUCUGGAAAGCAGGUCAGCAAGGAAGGGGCCUUAAUGGUUCUUCCAUCACCAUAUCUUGAGGGAAGAGGUAGGAGAUUUAAAACCCAUGCACAAACUCUUUGGUCCUUUAGCAAAUAUGGAUGGCUUGUACUAGGAACAUGUUAAUACAGGGUCGUCAUCAUUGCCCAUCGUUACAGCACAAACAUAUCAGAUGUCACUGUAAAGUUUAUGGCACUAUUUUAUUUGAGGGUUUGGUCUGAACGCAGCUGUUGUACUACUCGUUAAUUACAGACUGCUGAUGUUGACAAGUGUGCGUUCCAAAUGAUCCAAUUAUUAUUUAAUGUACGUCUUAAACGAGUGAAACAAUUGCAGGUCAACUCAGAGAGUAUUUGAAAGCAGGACUUCAGAUUAGUGUUUGAUGUUUUAAAAAAAAUAAAAUGAAAAGGAUUCAAAUUAAAAAGAUCCUUGGCUGCAGGCAGCAGAACAGCUGGACUUAUUUAAAACCAUUUGUUUUUCAAAUUUUCUUUUCUUUUUUUUUUUUUCUAUAUAUAUAUAUGAUUUUGCUUCUUUGUUUAAGUCAGAUGCAGUAGCACUUUGGUAUUGAGAAGUUACACAUUGAAGAACUUGCAUUGUUGACAAGGUCAUUUCUCUGCAGAAAAUAGGGGGUGUUUCAAGAGAUCUCAGCAAAAGUUCAAAAUGGUUCUGCUAAAAUAUGUACAUGGCCUCGUGCUUUUAUUUAGUGCAGUAUAAUUAAUCAUUUUCUAGAGUUUGCUCUGAUCAAAAAAGGCAGAAAGCAUCAAAACCAGCAUCAGAACAGUUAAAAAUGUAUUUUGGAAGUACGAAGACCUUGCUGAAUAUGGAAAUAGAGAGACCCUGCCCUUACAUAGUUGGAAUCUCACCUCAUCGGUAGCCUAAAAAAAAAAGUCCUUCCUCAGUGAACAGUAGCUCUGUUGCAGAAUUCAUUUUACGCAUUCUCUGUUGCCGCGCAGUUCAAAUCCCCAUUGGCUGUAGCUUUCACGUCUGCCUUGUGUCUGGACCACCCAAGCACAUAGUACUGUGAGUGGGAACCCAAAGGUGAGGGUAAGGAACCACAGAGGAGCCACAGACCUCCCCACAGGGCACAGCUGUUGGUGGCUGGGUGACUCCGACCCAGUGGCAGAGGUGAGGCUGCUGUGGUCAGGAGUCUCCCACAUUGCUCUCCCCACAACCGCGACUGCUGUCUGCUGAAGCCUUUGCCUGUUUUAGCCCGUAGCGCUGUACCACCCCCUUAUGAAACUGAAGUGUCAGGGAGGGGAAAGUGAGCCCAGUCUGGCAGCCCAGUGGUCAGGCCUAACGUUUAACGUUUCUUAUGGCUACACGUGUACUUUCUUCACACCUGCCCUGAAGUGGAAGUUUAAUUUUACACUCCCUGGUGUAAACGGCUUGAGAAGGUGCGGAGCUGGUCACAGCACUAACCCCUGUUCUGGAACAUAACCAAAACAUAGCAUUUCCCACAGCUAGGUAAAACACUUCCCCAUUCACACGCCUCCAAAUUAUAGUGUAUAAGUAUAUAUUUUUAUAUGUAAUAUAUAUAUAUAUGUAUAUAGUUUUAUCAUCCCAGUAGCUGAAUGGAAUAGCACUGUUGUGCUUCCCUUUGCAAGUCGCGGUCAGCAGAGUGCCUUAGGCUCUUUCCCCUACUGACAUGCAGUAGUUAAUGGCAGUCCCUACUAUCAGCUUGUGUGUUCCUCUCACAAGACACAGCUUGUUAUCCAGAGGCAGCCCCAGCAAGCCAUUCCAAAGUAAACACUGGGCCGACCUCCUGUUUGCAUUAAGACCCCUCACUUUGCUCUCAGCGUUUCUGCUCACUUCCAGAGUUCCCAUUUGGCUUCCAGAGCAAAGUAAAGGAGCUUUAGUACAAGAGGAGGCAGACGCAGGGAGUGUUGCUGCUACUAAGGAUUUCACUAGCAGAAUUAUGCCAAAUAAACUUCUGGAAAGGAGAAAGAUGGUUUGCUCCAAAUGGCCCACAGUCUUUGUCAGAGUGUUCCGAAUUGCCUGCACUCUUGAAACAUUCAUUACUGCUUUCUGGAUGACCUUCUCUAUCAGUGUAUUUGAAGAUUCAGGAUAAAAAGUGGAUCGUUUUCAGUUUGGGCAAAACACUUUCUUGUUUUCCUGCAUUGUAACGUUCUCCUGUUUUAUUUUUGUUAACCUUGCUUGGUCAGUACUGAUCACCUGGCAUUUUUCUCCUUGUCUUAAGAGGGUUGCAUCAAUGGACUUCCUUGUAUUUAUGUAUGUAAAUAGAUUUCAGAAGCUUCAUAGCAAAAUAUUUAGUGCUUGUAAUUACUCCGCAUUUUUUUUGUUGUUGUUUUGUUUGUUUGUUUUUUCUUCUUUUUUUUUUUCAGUGUUUUUAAUGAACGUACCUUUGUUUGCUUAAAUACUCUAUGGAGACUUUUUUCUUUCCAAGUUAGUUAUUUUAGGCUUCGAGAUUAACUACAUUUUAUUCACUUCUGUAAACAGUUAUAGCACAGGCUCUAUUCAACACACUCUUCUUUUCUUUUUUUUUUGUGGUAGGGGAGAAACGAAUGUGCAAAAACCUGUGGGUUAUUUGUGGUAUCCUGGGCUAUGACAGUUACACACCUUGCUUACAAACACAACCUUUCAGUCUGAGGGGGUGGCAUGGCAAGUCAGAGGGGAGGGCACAGCGGGAGACACGCUCCUAUUGGGACGGCAUCAAAGAAGUGUGUUGGUUUGGCAUUUACUGGAUCUGUUUACAAACCAGAUGCUGCAGCAUACUGGAACAGUCACAUUUUCCUUUGACACUGUCAUGCUGAACAUUUCCAGAAGGGGAAACUACCAGGUUCUGGAAGUUUGCUUUUUUGGGGGGGUUUUGAUCACAGGGGAUUUUUCUUCCGGGGGUGGGAAAGGGGGUGGGGGGAGGGCUGCUGUUUCUUGGAACCAGAUAGGAAAAGAGAAUAGAGUAGAUUUUUCUCCCACUACAGAAAGUCUGUAGAUACCGCGUCAGAGUAGACUCUUGCUGUACAUACGGAUGAACGUGUCCAGCGCCACGGGAAAACUCAUUACAACGAGCACGCAGAGCAGCUGGACUGCUGCGUUAGUUCUAAUGAAGACUUUCUUUCUUUCUUUCUUUGUACCACGGUUUCCUCUGUAAAUUCAAUAUCAUAAUUAGUGUGAAUGACAAAUAAAACGUUUGACAAGUAUGCA
Messenger RNA from Coturnix japonica (Japanese quail), 6544 nucleotides. It is a transcript of the gene RUNX1, whose product is annotated as RUNX family transcription factor 1. Gene Ontology annotation, molecular function: ATP binding; RNA polymerase II cis-regulatory region sequence-specific DNA binding; DNA-binding transcription factor activity, RNA polymerase II-specific. Lineage: Eukaryota; Metazoa; Chordata; Aves; Galliformes; Phasianidae. Gene Ontology annotation, cellular component: nucleus. Gene Ontology annotation, biological process: chondrocyte differentiation; regulation of transcription by RNA polymerase II; regulation of cell differentiation. The record is from RefSeq and is a predicted model, not a curated record.